Messenger RNA from Lineus longissimus, 2990 nucleotides. Its product is annotated as solute carrier family 2, facilitated glucose transporter member 8-like. NCBI's taxonomy places the organism in Eukaryota, Metazoa, Nemertea, Pilidiophora, Heteronemertea, Lineidae. Gene Ontology annotation, biological process: transmembrane transport; carbohydrate transport. The transcript has a single exon. The coding region runs from base 63 to 1430 and encodes 455 amino acids. The record is from RefSeq and is a predicted model, not a curated record. Gene Ontology annotation, cellular component: membrane. Gene Ontology annotation, molecular function: sugar transmembrane transporter activity.
UGGCGGUCUCGGGAACCGAUGGCGAUGAAGGCAGGCUCCUAAAUUCCAAAUACAAUGGAAGCAUGAAGAAGGUCGUGUUUGCAACGUUUGUAGCGUGUACAGCACCGUUUUCAUUCGGUUAUGCCAUAGGGUACACUUCCCCUGCCAUUCCCGAGAUGGAAUGGAAGGGAGUGAUGAGCGCAAAUAACUUGUCGUGGUUUUCAAGCCUGUUGACACUUGGUGGGAUGAUGGGCUCUCUCCUAGCUGGAGUUGCCAUGGAACUUAUUGGCAGAAAACGAACUUUGAUGAUCACAACACUACCCUUAGUUCUUGGCUGGACAUUGAUAGCUGUAGGUUUCAAUACUUUUACGUUUUUGCUUGGUAGAAUUUUGACUGGAAUCGCGAUCGGAUUGGUGAGUGCUGCGACUCCAGUUUACAUUGCGGAGAUAUCAAGUAAGGAGCACAGAGGCUUGUUGGGAUGCUGUAACCAGUUGUCUAUCACUUUCGGAAUCCUGAUGGUUUAUUACUUGGGUAUAACUGGAAGUUGGCAGUUUUUGGCCUGGGCUGGCGUUGUCGUACCUCUUCUGUCAAACUGCAUGAUGGCAACUAUACCGGAGACACCAAGAUGGUUGCUCAUGAAAGGACGUCGAGCAGAAGCAAAACAAUCCGUCCUUUGGCUCCGAGGUCCAUAUAUUGAUGCUGAAAAUGAACUCCGGGACAUAGAAGAAAAUAUGGAGAGUGGGGAAAAGGCAUCUCUUUCGGACUUCACCAAGCCAGAACUUUAUGAACCGUUGAAAGUUGCUGUGUGUGUCAUGGCUCUGCAGCAACUGACUGGUAUCAAUGCUAUCAUGUUCUAUGCUGUAACAAUCCUACAACAAGCUGGUUUAUUCACCAUGUUUGGCAACACAGGAGCAGUAGUCAUAGGUGGCAUUCAAGUUGUUGCAACAUUGCUCAGCUGUUUCAUGAUGGAUCGUGCAGGAAGACGUCGACUUCUUCUAUUCGCAGCCUCUGGAAUGAUGAUGAGUUGCAUCGUAUUUGGAUGGUAUUACAAUGGAAUGGCCACAAGGAAUGUCAACACAACCAAAAUGAUGGAAAUUCUGCCUGUUAUUUGCCUAAUGGUCUAUAUCAUUUCAUUUUCAUUUGGUUGGGGGCCAGUGCCGAUGUUACUGUCAUCAGAAAUCUUUCCGCAGAAGGCCAGAGGUUUGGCCAGUUCAAUAUCAGUUCUCGUGAACUGGGGCUUUGCAUUUCUUGUCACCAAGACAUUUAGUCCUCUUAGUGGGCUAAUUGGCUAUCAUGGCAUAUUCUGGCUCUUUGCUGCCUUUUGUUUUGUUGGAAUACUUUUUGUGUAUAAGUUUGUACCUGAGACUAAAGGAAAAUCUCUUGAAGACAUUGAACUCUACUUCCUAGGAAAAUCCCUCCAUACUUCCAAUUCCAGAGAGAGACAAGUAUAACUUUCAAGUGGGUGAGUGAAAAACUGCCAUGGUUUUAAGUCCUGGAACAAAAGAUCUUGUUGCUCUGUACACAUAUCAGUUAACCAAUAUGACCUUGGGUACUUGCCUAUAGUCGUAGUUCCACCUAUCAUAAAACCCCGUGUUUUUUCUAGACCCGUGUCUUCGCCGUGUGUCAAAAAACCCGGGGCGCACUUACACCUAUCAGUGGUGUUAGAUAAUGGUUAAUAGCCCCGGCGACAGGUGCGCUGUAGGUAGGGAGCUCUCCUGUGUUUCUUUCCCGUUGGAGGGGAAUUUCGCGUGCGCGAUACCGAGGCAACUACACCGCGCCAUCUGUCGCCGGGUCUUAGAACUUGCAAUUGCCGGGGCUAUUCAGAUUCCACCUAUCGAAAAACCCGUGUUGAACACGGGUCUAAAUUAGCCCCCGAUUAGCCCCAUCGAGCUCGAUGGGGCUAGUAGACACGGGGAUUUGACACACAGGUCUAUUUAGACACGGCAAUUCAUAGGUGUAAGCGCAAAAGACACGGGGAUUUGAUAGGUGGAAGUACGACUUAUGUAAUGGUCAGAUCUUUAAUAAGGUUCUCUAUGAAAAAAAGUGUUUAUGGUAAGGUGAGAUUGAAAGUGUGCCAAAUAUACAACAAAAGAACAAAAUUCUAUUUUAUACUAUUAGACUGCAAGAGUAUAUUGUUAGUUCUUAUCUUGGACUGUUGCAAUUGGAAUUUAAAUAACAAUCUUUGUUAUUAUAUGUAUCAUUCUAUUUCUAAGUUUUGUUUGAGAAUUUUUUACUGCUUAUCAAGUGUGAUGGUUACUAAAACAUGAAACAUUACCCACAGAAAGAAUUUGCUUUAACUGGUUCUGGUUAGUUUAUCCAUAAAAAAGGGACUGGUCAUUUUACAUGUAUUUAAUUGAAAUAGCCCAUUCUUUUCUACUGUUUUGACUGGAGCUUGGUCCAAAACCUGUAUUCUGGUAUUAGGCUAAACUUUAGAAUCCCCGAUCGGAAAUGACGUAGUUUGAUCACAUUCAAGUAACUAUAAAUCCAUUGAACAGUGGUACUUCGUUAGUCAACCGAUGACCUUUUUUUGGGGUGUGAUCGGGGAUUGUAAACUCGUUCCCCUGUAUUACUAAGGCAUCCCCAGGAAUUCCAGAGGUGCGUUGUUUUCCAAAAAUACUUGUAAUUAUAUACUCGGAUAAUUUUGAAAGUUAAUUGCUUCAUAAAAGAUUUUUCCCAAUUGCUGUCAGUCUCAUCUGCCCCCUCAGACAAUGUGGGUUUGUACUGUAUUUGUAUGGGAACAUUGUAGUGUGUAUUAUGGUAACUAGUGGUAUUGACACUUUCACUGGCAAUGUUAUACAUAAUAGAGGCCCUAACACAGGGCGGAGGAAGCCACUGCUGGCCACAACAAACAACCAGCAAACAAAAUAAAAGACCGCAUGGUCGCACACCACAUGUUUUUUUGUUGUGCCUAUAUGUGACUCGCUCUACCAAAACUAGGCGCUUGUCGCAUCUGAACUCGACAGGUUGAUACGGACUUGUUGUUCAUUUCCCUAUUGUAGACCUUUUGUGAA